AGUUACCAGUAAAGAGCCCAAGACACCGUUUGCGCUGCAAUUUGCUCCUGCCUAGUCCUGGGGUACAUUCCCAAGUUCCCAACUUUGCUCCCAACUUUGCUGUGUCGUCGCCAUGUCUGUAGAGCUCAAACUGUCCCGAUUCAACCGCAUCUAUCGCCCUAGCGAACCACUUGAAGGCAAAAUCAUCAUAAAGCUUCCAUCGUCGAUCUCCCACAAUGGAAUCCGCCUCACUCUCAGUGGAUCAGUCAAUUUGCAGGUCCGUGGUGGAUCGGCUGGAGUGAUCGAGUCCUUGUACGGUGUUCUCAAGCCAAUCUCCAUUUUGAAUAAGAGUGUUGAGGUCAGAUCUUCUGGAAGGAUAGGUUCAGGUACAACAGAGAUACCAUUUUCAGUGGCUAUGAAACUUCAAGGAGAUGAAAAUUUAGAAGCAUUUUAUGAAACCUUUCAUGGAGCAAACAUCAGUAUCCAGUAUCUGGUAACUGUAGAUAUACUGAGGGGAUACCUUCACAAAUCAUUGUCUGCUACCAUGGAGUUCAUAAUUGAAAGUGAAAAAGCUAAUCUCCCUGAUCAACCAGCAUUAUCUCCUGAAAUGAUCAUGUUUUACAUUACUCAAGACACACAAAGGCACACAUUACUUCCUGAACUGAAAUCAGGUGGUUUUCGGGUAACUGGUAAAAUUUGCACUCAGUGUUCGUUGUCAGAAGCUAUUAGUGGGGAGCUAACAGUUGAAGCGUCUGCAGUUCCUAUUUGCUCCAUUGACAUCCACUUGUUUCGUGUUGAGUCAAUUCUGGCUGGGGAGAAAAUCAUGACUGAAACUUCUUUAAUUCAGACUUCACAGAUAGCAGAUGGAGAUGUUUGUCGUAAUUUGACUCUUCCCAUCUAUGUCAUACUUCCCCGUCUUUUGACUUGCCCAACAAUAUACGCUGGUCCAUUCUCAAUAGAGUUCAAAGUUUUAAUUGUUGUCACCUUCCAGUCAGGGCUAUCAAAAUCACGGUCAAAAUUUGAUCCAAGAACUCCUAGACUGUGGGUGGCAAUGGAAAAUGUACCCCUGGAAUUGGUUAGGACGAAGUGAGACCACUGGUGAUUUAUGGGAAAUCAUUAUGACAGAUUUGCCGAACGUCUUGGGGGAGAUAAACUAAUGCAAGUGAGGAAGCUUCGAAAGCAUAUCUAGUUAGGGCAUGUGCAACAGUAUUACUUGCCUUGUGAUGGUGAUAAAUUGAUCAUGGUUUGACUCUAUGCAAUUCUUACUGAUAGCAGAGCCAUGGGAGAUCAUUGUAAUUCAUGUUCCAAUACUUAAAAAAGGAUAAAUUGCUUUGAGACUCUUUUCGGUGAUUUGAACUAUUUGUACAGAGAUUCUUCGUAAUUUAAAAAUUGCUUUGAAAA
Diospyros lotus (date-plum) is the source of this 1380-nucleotide messenger RNA. RefSeq lists its product as uncharacterized. The coding region runs from base 113 to 1069 and encodes 318 amino acids. The transcript has 12 exons. Gene Ontology annotation, biological process: intracellular protein transport. NCBI's taxonomy places the organism in Eukaryota, Viridiplantae, Streptophyta, Magnoliopsida, Ericales, Ebenaceae. The record is from RefSeq and is a predicted model, not a curated record. Gene Ontology annotation, cellular component: endosome.